Molecule: messenger RNA, 759 nt
Organism: Beta vulgaris subsp. vulgaris (sugar beet)
Lineage: Eukaryota; Viridiplantae; Streptophyta; Magnoliopsida; Caryophyllales; Amaranthaceae
Exons: 2
Coding region: 57-575 (172 amino acids)
Source: RefSeq, a predicted model, not a curated record
UCAUGACUUUACUCCUAGUGUAGGAAAAGUUGAUAACUUUAUCGAUUUAACGAUACAUGAUGAAGUUUUGGAAUAGUUCCUCUGCAAGAAGUAUCCUCCAUGCAUCCAAGGCUGGCUUUCAAAAUAACACCAGUAACAUGCUUAGGGCUACCCGUUUCUCGUCUAUUAAUCGCAAUGACCAGAACAUUCAUAGCAACAAAGUAGACAUACCAUUUGCAAGACCCGAGCCUAAUGUAACAAAGCCUAUAAUGACUGAGGACGACGAUAAAUCUUACCACAAGAACAACAAAGAAGAUGAGAGUAUGACCGAACAAGCGUCGCAUUAUGUUGCAGAUAAAGCGAAGAAAGGAACAAAGGGUGCUGUUGAAACUGCCUUCGAUGUGGGCGCAAGACUAGCGGAAGGGAUGGAACAGACAUUUGGAACUGUUAAGGAGACUACCCAAAAGGUUAAAGACACUGUGUUAGGCAACUAUGAUGAAGGUGGAGACAUAGGUAAAGAUAGUCAUGAAAAAGUUGACAAACAUGUCGAGGAUUUGAGGAAGAAAGCUGGAGGAUAUGACAAGAGAUCUUACUAAUUUAUAGCCAAAUGUUGAAUGCCUUCAGUCUAUUUUCCUACUAGGGAGCGUAUUCUAUUUUUACUAUCAAGUCUAGGGAUGUAAGGAGAAGCUUUGACACUUAAUUUGCUAGAGCUUGAACCUCCAUGUUAAGGGCAAAGUUUUUGUUUCAAUAAAAUGAAUCAUAACACCACAAUAUCACUAA